GAUCCCAUCAGUAUCUUUGUGAUAAGUCUCACAAAAAUUCUUCUCCAAGCUGAAAACUUUAUUACAAUAUUACCAUUUUUAUCUUUUUCUUGUUUGCUUCAGACUUUCUCAUUAAAGCACUCGUAUCCCACUUUGGACUUUGGUUUCAGACUUCCCAUUGUCAAGAUUUUUUUGUUUUUUAUUUUUUGCUAAUGAAUAAAGUUUCUGUUUGAGAUCAGUUUGAUAUUUUAGUUGUUUAAACAGUGAAGACACAUUGCUGGCAAAGUUGCAUUCUUGGAUUAUUUUCAAGAAGUAAAAAUGUGUGAAGGAAAGUUUGAUUCUAUGGCAAAAGAAACACUGAAGAGCCUUUGUAGAAGCCAUGGUUGGUCUUAUGGAGUUUUUUGGGGUUUUGAUCAGAGAAAUUCUUUAUUAUUAACGUUACAAGAUGCAUACUAUGAGGAACAAAUGGGAGCUGUGAUUGAUGAAAUGCUACUUCAAGUCCAUGUUCUUGGAGCAGGGAUAAUUGGCCAAGCAGCAUUUACUAAGAAACACAAAUGGAUGUUUUCUGAUGCUAACAAUGGAAAGCAGAUCCCCAUUGGAUCAUCUAAUAAUUCCAAUUUAUUCCAGGAUGAUGCUGAAUUUGAGCAACAAUUUUCUACUGGGAUCAAGACAAUUGCUGUAAUCUCAUUUGAACCGCUAGGCGUUCUGCAAUUUGGUUCUACUAGUAAGCUUCCAGAGAGGACAGGUUUUGUGGAUCAAGCUAGAAAACUUUUCCAGGGGAUAGAAGUCGAAGCAGGAAAGUUUUCAUCGCAAGUUUCACCUUCAUUUUCAAGUGGUGAAAUAUGUGGUUUAUUAGGAGGAUCAUCAGUUUCAUCAAUCUGGGAGAAUCUGCAUUUUGUGAAUUCCAAUGUUCCGCCAACUGCAAACAGUGAAACUUUUAUGAAGGAAUCUUGUUUAUUAGAAGAUCUCAUAGCGGGCAAUCAGAUAAUGACAUCUGAUGCAGCUACAUCAUCUUUGAGCGAAAACCAGUUUCAAAAUGUUCAGUUCAAUUCCUGCAGUGGCCAAUUUGACACUCAAUUGCAGCAACCGACGUUCCAGUCUGCUGGUUUCUUUACCGGCUUCCAGGAUUCUUGUCUGACUUCAACUUGGGAUGAUCUCGCAUCAAAUAUGAGCAUACAAGAUUUUGAUUAUGUCCUUUCCGCGGAGCCAAACCAUUUUGAAUAUCGCGCAGAUGCAACUCAAAGCUUUCAUGAGAGCUCAUCAUUCAGUUCCUUAGGUGGAUUCGAAGUACUUGCUGAUGGUGAUAAGACCACCGAGCUGUAUUGCACACCGUUGAUCAACCAGAGGAAUGAUGGAGCACUUAGUACUAUCAAUGAUAACCUAUUCGAUACGAUGGGAAUUAUCUCAGCGUCUGCCAAUCUAAACGAGCAGCGUAAUUUUAAUCUAGACUGUGAUGCUUCUGUUUCAAUACAAAGUUCCAUCACCAACGCCUUUAACCAUGUUGAAAAAGGAAAAUGUUCAAACAUGUCUCCCUUCGAGAAAAUGACUGGUUUGAACCCGGAUGUUAGUGGUCAGUACCCGGACUUUAGCACUUCCAACUGUGGAUGGAACUCUGGUCAAGCUAAUGAACUCAGAUCUAGGCCUGAUAACAGGUUAUUCUCAAAACUGGGAAUAGACCAGCUUCUUGAUGACGCCUUGAACGGAUCUUGUUCAUUUGCUGGAUCUGUUUCCGAUGAUCAGUUGUCAGGAACCAAUAAAAGAAGAAGAAUUGGAAGUUCUUCAGGAUGCAAUUAUCUGGCAAUGCCUCCUAGAUUUUCAAGCUUUGAUAAGAUUAGAAAGUUGCCUGAAUGUAGUCUAGAUAGGGCAACUAGCAACCUCGAGGCGAAGAGUGAGGCCAUCGCGAAGUUGGAUGCAAGUACAUUGAUUGGAGACAGAUGCAGCAUCAAUGCUUGCAGUACCAUUUUACCAGUUAAAGGCAAUCAAAAAUCCUCAAAGCCUACUAAGAAGAAGGCUAAACCAGGGACUCGGCCUAUUCCUAAAGAUCGACAGCUGAUCUAUGAACGUCUCUCAGAGUUGCGAGAGCUUAUCCCUAAUGGCGAGAAGAUGAGCAUUGAUCGCUUACUACACAGAACUAUAAAGCACUUGCUUUUCUUGCAAGGUGUCACUAAACAUGCUGAAGGACUCAAAAAGAGUGAAGAUCUGAAGGAUGCUAAAAUUCGAUUAGAGAAGUCCAAGACUAAUGGCAAUGGAGUUACAUGGGCAUGUGAAAUUGGCGAUCAAACAAUGGUUUGUCCGCUGAUAGUUGAGGACCUUAGUACCCCUGGUCAAAUGCUUAUAGAAAUACUCUGCAAGGAACAAGGUUUCUUUCUGGAGAUGGUAGAUGUAAUUCGAGGCUUUGGCUUGAACAUAUUGAAGGGAGUGAUGGAAUCUCGCGAGACAAAGAUGUGGGCGCAUUUUGUUGUUGAGGCUGAGGGAAACAGGCUAGUAACAAGGCACGAGAUCUUUUCAUCCCUUGUUCAGCUGUUACACUUGACCAGUACUAGUGAAGUCGGUCUGAACAAUCAGCUUCAGAAUAUUACUGGUGGAAGGACUGCUCUAAUAAACGAUUGUCCAAAAUCUGCUGUGCCCAUAUCUAGCAGCUUACCUGAAACAAUUCGAUGUGUAAUAUAGCGAUCGUUGCACUUACUAUAGGAUCUGUUUGUGGUAACAUAGAACAUGCAGAGGAGCAUAUUGAGAGGAAGUUGUAUCAAAAAGUUUUUCCCUUUUCAAGAUUGCUCCUUCUUUUACACCUUAGGAUUAUCUUCUUUUUAUCUCUUGGCAGAGUUUGAUUAUAACUUUAAGCUGACUGACUAGCUAGGUAGUUCCAGGUUACUUUUGAUUGUUCAUUUUUGCAAUUUCUGUUUUUUCUUCUGUAAUUAUGAAACAUGGAUUACUAAGAAGUAAUUACAUUAGUCUU
Molecule: messenger RNA, 2935 nt
Organism: Nicotiana attenuata
Lineage: Eukaryota; Viridiplantae; Streptophyta; Magnoliopsida; Solanales; Solanaceae
Product: transcription factor bHLH155-like
Exons: 10
Coding region: 298-2649 (783 amino acids)
Biological process (GO): regulation of DNA-templated transcription
Molecular function (GO): protein dimerization activity; DNA-binding transcription factor activity
Source: RefSeq, a predicted model, not a curated record